Messenger RNA from Phascolarctos cinereus (koala), 1705 nucleotides. It is a transcript of the gene TBX1, whose product is annotated as T-box transcription factor 1. The record is from RefSeq and is a predicted model, not a curated record. Gene Ontology annotation, biological process: cell fate specification; regulation of transcription by RNA polymerase II; positive regulation of DNA-templated transcription. NCBI's taxonomy places the organism in Eukaryota, Metazoa, Chordata, Mammalia, Diprotodontia, Phascolarctidae. Gene Ontology annotation, molecular function: RNA polymerase II cis-regulatory region sequence-specific DNA binding; DNA-binding transcription factor activity, RNA polymerase II-specific. Gene Ontology annotation, cellular component: chromatin; nucleus.
CACUCGGGGGGUGGCGCCGCCGGAGCGGGCUCCCCUAUGGACGAGCAGAGCCCGCUGUCUCCCAAGGCCAACGCGUUUAGUAUCGCCUCUCUGAUCGUAGCGGCGGCGGAGCGCGCCAGCCGGGAGGCGCUGGGCCCCCCGCAGCUGGCCGCCCCGGGCCUGGCCAAGGCUGCAGCAGGAGCGGGCGGCCCCCCGCAGAGGAUGCAUUUCAGCACAGUCACCAGGGACAUGGAAGCCUUCACUGCCAACAGCCUGAGCAGCCUCAGCGCCUCCGGGGGAUACCACCUCUCGCCUUCUCCGGCUGGGGACCCCUACGGGCAGCACGAGCCUCCGCAGCCGCAGGCGCCCCCACGCUACGAUCCCUGCGCCGCCGGAGCCGCCGCGCAGCCCCACGGAUAUCCCUUCUCGGGCCCGGGCGGCCCCAACCCUCCGGCCGGUGGCGGCGAGCCAGAGGGCGCCGGGGCCAGCUGUGCCUCGGCCGGGCCUGGCCCGGGGGCCGUGGCUACCAAGGCGCCGGUGAAGAAGAACCCUAAGGUGGCCAACGUGAGCGUGCAGCUGGAGAUGAAGGCUCUAUGGGACGAGUUCAACCAGCUGGGCACCGAGAUGAUCGUCACCAAAGCCGGCAGGCGCAUGUUCCCCACUUUCCAGGUGAAGAUUUUCGGCAUGGACCCCAUGGCCGACUACAUGCUGCUUAUGGACUUCGUGCCGGUGGACGAUAAACGGUACAGGUACGCCUUCCACAGCUCUUCAUGGCUGGUGGCAGGGAAGGCAGACCCUGCCACCCCAGGCCGGGUCCACUACCACCCAGACUCCCCAGCCAAGGGCGCCCAGUGGAUGAAGCAAAUCGUGUCCUUUGACAAGCUCAAACUCACCAACAACCUGCUGGAUGACAAUGGCCAUAUCAUCUUGAACUCCAUGCACAGAUACCAACCCCGCUUCCAUGUGGUUUAUGUGGAUCCACGCAAGGACAGCGAAAAGUACGCCGAGGAGAAUUUCAAAACCUUCGUGUUUGAGGAGACACGUUUCACAGCUGUCACGGCCUACCAGAACCACAGGAUUACGCAGCUCAAGAUCGCUAGCAACCCCUUCGCCAAAGGCUUUCGGGACUGCGACCCUGAGGAUUGGCCUCGUACCCACCGGCCAGGAACGCUGCCUCUUAUGAGCGCCUUCGCCCGCUCGCGGAAUCCGGUGGCCUCGCCGGCCCAGCAGAACGGGGCUGAGAAAGACGCUGCUGAGAGCCGGCGGGAGUACGAGCGAGAAGCCAGCGGGACCCCUCUGCACGCCGAUCCGGCCCACCAGCAGCUCAUGUCCCGGGUGCUGAGCCCGGCGCUGCCCGUCCCGGGAGCAGGAGGCUUGGUGCAGAUCACGGCUACCGCAGGGGGCAGGCCGAGCCCCCCGCACCACGAACUACGCCUGGAGGCGCCCAGCGCCUCGGAGCCCCUGCACCAUCACCCCUACAAAUACCCGGCAGCCGCCGCGGCCGCGGCCGCCGCCUACGACCAUUACCUCGGGGCCAAGAGCCGGCCGGCGCCCUAUCCUCUGCCCAGCAUCCGGGGCCACGGCUACCCCCACCCGCACCAUCACCACCACCAUCACCACCACGUGAACCCCGCGGCUGCGGCCGCAGCGGCGGCGGCCAACAUGUACUCCUCCGCCGGGGCUCCGGGCAACUACGACUAUGGGCCAAGAUAACCCGUCUCCCUAG